AUGUUGCCGCAUUUAUUUUGGUCGAAACAAACUUCUUCAGAAAAAGAAAAUAAUUCGCGUAUUAAUUCGCCAGCUGAAAAAGAUAAUGAAUUGAAUGGGUUGGAAAAUGAGGACCAAGAAGAUGGACCAUAUGUUUAUGAUUCAAAAAUUAUAUCUGAAGUUUCUGCUGCCGGAUCAGCUAGUAAACCUGGUAGAAAAAAAAGUAUGUAUUCUCCUUGCCAUUAUCGGCUUGCCCCGGGUGAAAGAGGAAGAUUUAAGAACGAAAUUUGGCAUUGGAAGAAAGAAGGCUAG
Messenger RNA from Funneliformis mosseae, 291 nucleotides. Lineage: Eukaryota; Fungi; Glomeromycota; Glomeromycetes; Glomerales; Glomeraceae. The record is from the annotation of a GenBank genome assembly.